This is a messenger RNA of Closterium sp. Naga37s-1, 636 nucleotides long. The record is from the annotation of a GenBank genome assembly. Lineage: Eukaryota; Viridiplantae; Streptophyta; Zygnematophyceae; Desmidiales; Closteriaceae.
AUGGCAGUCCCUUGUUCUCUUGUGUCCCUCUGGACCUCUCCCUUUCCUCCCCAGAGCGUGCUGGUUGAGCCGACGUCGGGCAACACGGGCAUCGGCUUGGCGUUCAUAGCAGCGGCGAGGGGCUACAAGCUCGUCCUCACCAUGCCCGCCUCCAUGAGCCUCGAGCGCCGCGUGCUGCUCAAGGCCUUCGGGGCCGACCUCGUUCUCACGGACCCUGCCAAGGGUAUGAAGGGCGCUGUGGCCAAGGCGGAGGAGAUUGUGAAGGGCACCAAGAACGCCUACAUGCUGCAGCAGUUUGAAAACCCCGCCAAUCCCAAGGUGCACUUUGAGACAACGGGGCCUGAGAUCUGGGAGGACACUAACGGGCAGGUGGACAUCCUUAUAGCGGGGAUAGGCACGGGCGGCACCGUCACUGGCGUGGGACGCUACCUGCGCAGCAAGAAGCCUGGCGUCAAGGUGCGUGUGAUUGUACCGAGGGGGAGAGGGGGCGCUAGCACUAUCUUUAUCUUCCCUUCUUCCCUGUCCCCGCUUCCUGCCUACCCCCUUCCCACCCGUUUUUCCACCUUCCCGGAAAGGUGGAAAAACGGGUGGGAAGGGGGUAGGCAGGAAGCGGGGACAGGGAAGAAGGGAAGAUAA